AAUGCUUCACCUAAGAUACGAAAAGGACAUGAUGACAUUCACUGGUUGCUAUGAAGGUUGCAAUGAGACAGAAAUGGGAGAAUUGACCAAAAUGAUAUUAGCAUGCGAUUCAUACAAUAGGGAGUUUGCAGAUCAUGUUGCUAGCUCGUUUAACCAUAAGAUUUACGUUAGCAAUGGAGGAGAGUUGAAUGAUCGACCUCAUAUACAAAAUCUUAGAGAAUUUCCUAGGGAGGAGCUUUUUGGAAAAGUUGUCAUGGUUAGAUUUGAUUCUAACAUAUUGCUCAAGCAAAAGAGUUACCAGAAGAAUCAAUCAGUUUUUAAUGCACUAUUUACAAUUAAAUAUUUAUAUGAAGCCGGAGCGAAGGUGAUCCUGGUCAGUGAUUGGAAUAUGAAUACUUCACAACUUCUUCAGACAGAGUCAGUUGCAGGAGAUGUAAUCCUAUAAAAUACAGAAUGAUCAACUUUAUUGCGGAUUAAGCCAAACGCCUGAACGGCAGAACUGAAGCGACUGAACCAUGCUCGAGGAGUGUGUGUUUUUUUCUUGCUUGAGAAGAUUGAGGGUGUGGCUUGUCAAUACCAUAUGAAAUAUAUGUUUCUUUCUUUCUUUUUCUUUAUUAUUCUGGCAAUAUUGAGGGUGUGGCUUUUCCAUUAUGUUCUUGCUUUUCUUUUCUUUCGAUUUCGUUUCUUUUUUUUCUUGAUAAUACUGUGGAUGUUCGAUUGUGUGCUUUUGUUUCUGUCUACCCAGGCAUCAUAUUA
This is a messenger RNA of Gastrolobium bilobum, 756 nucleotides long. RefSeq lists its product as uncharacterized. Gene Ontology annotation, cellular component: cytosol. Gene Ontology annotation, biological process: gluconeogenesis; glycolytic process. The record is from RefSeq and is a predicted model, not a curated record. NCBI's taxonomy places the organism in Eukaryota, Viridiplantae, Streptophyta, Magnoliopsida, Fabales, Fabaceae. Gene Ontology annotation, molecular function: phosphoglycerate kinase activity; ATP binding; ADP binding. The transcript has 4 exons. Bases 2 to 445 code for a protein of 147 amino acids.